Molecule: messenger RNA, 1547 nt
Organism: Panicum virgatum (switchgrass)
Lineage: Eukaryota; Viridiplantae; Streptophyta; Magnoliopsida; Poales; Poaceae
Exons: 2
Coding region: 453-1286 (277 amino acids)
Source: RefSeq, a predicted model, not a curated record
GAACAAACUGAUCGGCGAUCGCUGCGUCUCCCUCCAUCCCGAUAUCCCCGAUACACCCGUAGCGCCACUCCGACGGUCCUCCACGGCUCCACCGAAAGGCACAUGGCGAGACGCGUGAAGCGACGAGGAGAAAUUACAGCAGGGCCGCCUGCGGUUGCCGCGAAUGGCUAGGUUAGCGGUGAGCCGGGACCCGUAGGGAGGAUCAUCACGCGCACACGUCUUGCCAGAUCGGUGCAAUACGGGCCGCCGCCCAACUUUUUCCCAAAUCGGCGCGCGAUCACCUUCGCCGCAAGUCCUCAAGAAUCGAGAAUCGAGAUGCGAAAAGACUCGGGGUCUGGCCUCCAUCGAGGCAUCGACCACUCCAAUCCUUCGCUGCCACGCUUUGUUGCCACUGGCCCUUGUCCUACCCGCGCUCACCGCGGCAGCUGCGGUUUUCCGUCGCGGCGUCGCCCAUGGCGUGCUCGAAGCCCACGGGCGUUUCCGCCCUGAACCUCCUCCUCGUCGUCCUCGUGAUGGCCGCCGCAGGACCAGGGGGCGCCCUGAAGCUGGAGCCGACCGGCACGAGCGGGCACUUCCCGCCUCUGCUCGACUGCGCCCCGGCCCCGGCGACGGCGCCCUCCAAGAACGCCAGCGCGUUCCGCGCCAACGUGCUCUCGCUCCUCGGCGCGCUCCCCGCCGCCGCCGCGGCCGCGCCCACGGGCUCCGCCUCCACGCGGUCCGCCGGGCGCGCCGGGCGCGAUCGUGCCUUCGCCCGCGGGGCCUGCUUCGGGUUCGGCGCGCCCCACGGCCCCUCCUCCCCCGCCGACUGCCGCUCGUGCCUGUCCGCCGCCGCCGACGACGUCGCCGCCGGGUGCGCCGGCGCCAGCCGCCGCGCGGGCACCUGGCGCGCCGGCUGCUUCGUGUCGUACGCGGACACCGGCCGGCCCACGGCCAGCGAGGACGCGUUCCGCGGCUGGUUCUACGACGACGACCCGCCGACCGCGGCGCUGGGAAACCAGUGCACGGCCAACCGCACCGCGGCGGAGUGCGCGCGGUGCCUGAACGAGUCGGCGCAGGUGGUGCCGGCGCUCAAGGAGGGGGGCCGGCUCUCCAUGGUCCACGGCGACGCGGUGGUGGUCGUCGGCUACGCUUGCUACCUGCGCGUCCCGCUGUUCAGCCCAAUGCCGCGGUGGCAGCAAAAACUUUUCGGACCCGUCGGCGUCUUUGACGUGGUUGCGACAGUGAUCUUCGAAGUAGCCGGGGUGCUGUUCUGCAUCAAGAUCGCCCGUGAGUUUAAUCCAGCAUGAGGAGGCCCCUGUUCGGUGUCCAUCUAUCUUAGCACAACGGCUGAUCCCUGAUCCUAGUGCAGUGCAGGAAGGAAUAUGGCUAGUGCCUGAACCUGGUCGGCAGUGGAAAACCCCUUUUAACUGACAGCUCUAUCUGUCAAUGUUUCUAUCCCUUUUAACUGACAGCUCUAUUUGUCAAUGUUUCUAUCUUCUUCAGUGAACAGUUGCUGGCUUUCCCCUCUAAAAACAGUUUGCUGGUUUUCCCCUCUACAAACAGUUUGC